AUGCAGCCUACACAGGUCCGUCUCGGCGGUGGCAGCAAUGCCCCCAUCGGCCGCCACAACAACUUCCUCGGUAACUGGGGUAACUUUGGUGGCAUGAAGCAGAAGGGCAUUGUCUCUUACGGUAUCGCCCCUAACCGCCAAAAGCCCCUCGCCGGUGCUUUCCACGACGCCAUCUUCAACACCUGGAGACGGUUCAGCACCCAGGUCGUCUACUGGGCCCCUCCUAUGAUUGCCGGAUACUACAUCAUGAACUGGGCUAUCGAGCGGAAUGAGUACCUCAACUCGAAGGCUGGCCGUGCUGAGUUCGCCUCUGAGGAGGAGUAA
Messenger RNA from Podospora anserina S mat+, 324 nucleotides. RefSeq lists its product as uncharacterized. Bases 1 to 324 code for a protein of 107 amino acids. Gene Ontology annotation, biological process: mitochondrial electron transport, ubiquinol to cytochrome c. The record is from RefSeq and is a predicted model, not a curated record. NCBI's taxonomy places the organism in Eukaryota, Fungi, Ascomycota, Sordariomycetes, Sordariales, Podosporaceae. The transcript is spliced from 4 exons.